Molecule: messenger RNA, 2717 nt
Organism: Misgurnus anguillicaudatus (oriental weatherfish)
Lineage: Eukaryota; Metazoa; Chordata; Actinopteri; Cypriniformes; Cobitidae
Source: RefSeq, a predicted model, not a curated record
UUAUUCUGCUUCAAUUGCUGGAGAGAGAAUCUCAGUGAUUUUGCCCUGCAGUAGCUUUUUUUCUUGGGUGCAGGAGUUGCAGGUUUGACACAAUGAGAUUUUUAAUCUCAUUGUCUGUGUGUCUGAUGUUGUUGAUUUAUGAUGGAUUAACCAUUGGAGUGACAGAUGGAACAACCACUGGACAAACAUCAGUUGAAACAACUACUGAACCAACAACAGUUGAAACAACCACUGGCCACAAUACAGGUUCAUGUUCUCAGCCCUCAAUGCUCUGCUGUCCUGGACAAAAUAAUGCCUGCUAUCGAGGGUGUUUUUGUGAUGUGGCCUGUCUUACAUUGCGGGACUGCUGCAGUGACUACAUUCAGACAUGCACUUCAAUUAAUGGCACAUUGGCUCCUGUAUCAACAACUUCACAUCCAUAUUCACCACCAACACCACCAUCACCAAUGAUGACCUCUCAUUCAGGACUCACACCUGAAACACAAACAACAGAAGUUGAUCCCUGCCACAACUACAAUGUGUUGGAUGAUCUCUGGAGAUCCACCAGUAAUCAGGAUUUAUCUCAGAUAAUGUGUGACAUGAAUGUGAAUUGGAUGGGUUGGUAUCGUCUCAUCAUUCAGGGUGAGAGUGUUCAGAUGCCAGACACAUGUGUUCAAGAGUACAGAUGUGGUACUAAUUCACCACUGUGGUUAAGUGGUGGACAUCCAACGGUUGAAGAUGGAGUGGUUACAAGAGACGUUUGUGGUCACUGGAGCGGCGACUGCUGUUAUAUCCACUCCAAUCCCAUUAGAGUCAAAGCCUGUCCAAACAAUUAUUAUGUCUAUGAGUUUGUGAGACCAUCUGACUGCUUUUUGGCAUACUGUGCAGAUACUACAGGCAUUAUCACGCCUCCAACCCCAAUCACAGAAACUACAACAGUACCUACAAUUCUCAGCUAUGACCCAUGUUAUCAGUAUAACACUAUUGAUGACUAUUGGAGAGACAUACGGCUAAACCCAUACCAGGACUAUGGACAUGAUGACACUACUGUUGAGUGGAACGGCUGGUAUCGACUGUAUUUGAAUGGAGAAAGUGCUCAGAUGUCUGAAUGGUGUGUGACUUAUAUGGGAUGUGGUGGUGUAACUGGACUGUUUCUUAACGGUUCUCAUCCAAGAAUUGAGGAUGGCGUGGUGACCCGUGAGGUUGCUGGAAGCAGUUUGUGGUGGUAUUACUCCAGCCAGUGUGGUCAGUACAGCUCCAACUCCAUCCAAGUCAAAGCCUGUCCAGGAGAUUAUUAUGUCUAUGAACUCGUCACACCAGAUGUGUCAAUCUCCAGACCUUCAUACUGUGCAGUUGCUUUCAGCAGCAUCAUCAAUGAUCCCUGUUACAACUAUGAGUCUCUGGAUCGUCCCUGGAGAGCAACAACUGAAAAUGGAUUGUUUAUUUGUGAUGAAUCUUUAUCUUGGAAUGGCUGGUACAGACUUUAUCAUUAUGGGAUGAACAUCCAAAUGGCAGAGAGCUGUGUUAAUACACACAGCUGUAACUCAUACACAAGUCUGUCACUCAAUGGUCCUCAUCCUCAGAUAGAAGAUGGGGUGGUGACCCGUGAGGUCUGUGGGUCAAGUUAUUGGGGUUGCUGUGAUGUGAUGUCAAAACCCAUCAGAGUUAAAGCCUGUCCAGGAGAUUACUAUGUCUAUGAACUCGUGAAACCAAUAGACAUGUGCUCGGGAUACUGCACAGACAUCAGCACUGUAUCACAGACCAAUUUCACAACUCCAGCUGUGAUUCCUGGAUUCAGCAGCACAUUAAGUGAUCCAUGCUCAAGCUACAACAUACUGGACGACUACUGGAGAGACACACAGGAUUACUGGUAUUGGUAUGGAUGGAUAGCUGGACAUGAUGACACUCAUGUAAAAUGGGACGGCUGGUAUCGACUCUUCAUCAAUGGAUCGAGUGCUCAGAUGCCUGACUGGUGUGUUCCUUAUAUGACAUGUGGAGGUUAUACUUCUCUGUGGCUUGCUGGUUCUCAUCCUGGAGUAGAAGAUGGAGUUGUUACUCGUGAAGUCCAGGGCUCUUAUUAUGAUCAGUGCAGUCGUUUCACAUCAAACCCAAUCCAAGUCAAAGCUUGUCCUGGAGAUUAUUAUGUCUACAAAUUCACAAGACCUAAUGUAGCGAUCCCACUCCCUACAUAUUGUGCAGUUGUUUCCAGCACUCCAAGUGUUGACCCCUGUGACAACUACACCAGUCUGGAUGAACCCUGGAGAUCCACUGAUUAUUCUUACUAUAACUAUUACAACUACAACUAUGUCAUGUGUGAUUAUAAUGUCAAUUGGAACGGCUGGUACAGACUUUUCAUCAAUGGUCAGAGUACUCAGAUGUCAGAAUCAUGUGUCGGUCAGGGGAUGUGUGGCACUUAUUACCCACUGUUCCUCAAAGAUCCUCAUCCACAGCUGGAAGAUGGAGUGGUCACACGACAUGUCUGUAUGUCCACCGAGUAUGGCUGUUGUGAUUAUGAAACUCAUCCCAUACAAGUCAAAGCCUGUCCAGGAAACUAUUAUGUUUAUGAGUUUGUCAAACCAUUCGACUGCUCUGCUUACUGUGCAGAAAGUAACGGAGUGACAACAACAGCAACAACAACAACAACACAGACAACAAUAACAGCACAGACAACAACACAGACAGGCGAGACCUCAACCACACAAUCCUCUCCUACACCCAUCACAAACACUGAAGCUUGA